GGCGCUGAAAUUCAAAUCGGAGGAGCGGUUGGGGAGCGGUCUGAGGCUCUGCCUGAGGGAGCGGCGGCAGCAGCAGUAGCAGCAGCAAUGGAUCCCUUCACUGAGAAACUCCUUGAAAGAACCCGUGCCAGGAGAGAGAACCUGCAGAAGAAAAUGGCUGAGCGGCCCAAGAUGGGAGCGAGACCCCCACUGCAGACCAAGAGGGUCAGAGAGCCUUUGUUAGAGACUGGUAACCAGGCAUCUCUUCCUGGUGAAGAAGUGAAAUCUAGUACAAAGCCAUCGCCAUCGAAGAGGCUCUGCCCUGACAAUAUGGAGACUCAACCUUCCAGUUUGGAGAACAUAGAGCCAGUUCCUUCAGGUUCCACGAGCCAUCGUUCUCCUGGGAUGACUUCGGAGUUGCACGUGGCUGCUUCUAACAGGGCUCCAUCGGUUCAGCCUCUUGAGAAAGGAAAAGCAAGCACGGAGUCAGAAACUCCUGUAGCCCAUUCAGUCAAGACACGUAUGCAGAAACUGGCAGCGCAGCGGCGCUGCUGGGAUGGCGAGGAUCCCUCUGAAUGCGUUCCUCUAUCUCCCCUCCAGUCAAAAGAUGUGCCUGUUUCUCCACCUAAGCAGACAUCUAAUGCCCUGGCAAGUGACACCCCUACUGGGAGAAGAGGCCGUUUAGCUAACCUUGCUGCUACAAUUGCUUCCUGGGAAGAUGACCUAAGUCAUCCAUCUGCAAAGCAAAACAAUGCACAAGAACAGCCUGGCACUACUUGUUUAUCCAAAUUGUCCACUACAAGUGGAGCAUCUGCUAGAAUCAAUAGUAGCAGUGUAAAGCAGGAAGCUGCAUCCUGUUCUCAAAGGCUUGUUGAGGCUUCUAUUAAUAAACCAGCAAACUCAAAGAUAGCGGAGCCAAACAAUUCUUUAACACAAACCUCGAGAGUCACUGUUCCCUGUUCUAAAGACUCUGAAGUAGGACAACUGCAAACAGAGAAUCCCUGCAGCCCUCAGGAAACCGAGAAGCCUACACAACCAGCAAAAUCAACUGUGCCUCAACCAGUUCAGUCCAAAGAAGAGCCAGUCAAAGGAACACAUGUGCAACUUGAACCUAAGGCUACACCCACAACACCAGGGGGAUCGGGAAUUAAGCCCUUCCUGGAACGCUUUGGGGAGCGCUGUCAAGAGCGUAGUGCCCGGAGUCCUGCUACAAAUACACCUGAGUGCAGAACACCCAUUGUCACCCCACGGACAAGGACAAUCCAGGAAAGGCUUCUCAAACAGAAUGAUAAUUCCUCUACUGCCAGUUUAGCGCUUCAGCUUAAGCAGGAACGUGAACGAGAACUUUCAUGUCUACGUGGCCGGUUUGAUAGGGGAAAUCUGUGGAGUACAGAGAAAAGUGGAAAUUUGAAGAGAAAGCUUCCAGAAGCUAAAAUGGAAAGCCAAUCUCAGGCUAGUCCAAAACCACCUCCUAGUUCUGAUGCCACUGGAUCGGCAGGUGACGAGCCGGCAAAGUCUCCCAGCACGGAGUCUUCAGAUGCUCCUGAACGUGAAGAGACUGAUAAAUGCAGCCCUCUGGAGAUAAGUGAACCAAAGGGCCCUGGAAAACUUGAACAACUUGCUGAGAAACCGAAAGAUGAUAUAUGUGAAAUCGAAAUGAGUGUGGAUGAUGAGAUGAAUAGCUCGAAAGUGAUAAAUGAAAUAUUUGAAAUUCUUGAAGAGGAUGGUCCAGACAUAGAAAAGCUGAAGAAAGAAAUGAGCCUGGAAGGUGAAAGUGAUGAGGAUGAGCAGGAAGAGUCGCUGAAUAUUUCAUCAAUGUCUCUGUUAACCCCUCUCGUGGAAUCUGUUGGUCCAGAGGCCUUUGGUUCUCCUUGUAAGUCACCUGCUGAAGGUAGCAGUAUCAGUGAUGUAAGUCUGAAGUCCGAAAAGUUCCAAAGGACUAAAGUCCCCAGGGCAGAAUCUGGAGACAGUAUUGGCUCUACAUCAGAAGAUCGCAACCUUCCAUAUAGCGUUGAUGCAUAUAGAUCUCAAAGAUUUAAAGAAACUGAUCGUCCUUCAAUAAAGCAAAUAAUUGUUCGCAAAGAAGAUGCUGCUUCCAAACUAGAAAUGAAAAAGAAUGGCCCGUCUGAUCAAGUCAAUAUCAAAAAGAAAAUGCAGGAGCUGAAUAAUGAGAUCAACAUGCAGCAGACAGUGAUUCAUCAAGCCAGUCAAGCUCUGAACUGCUGUUUUGAUGAGGAACAUGGAAAAGGAUCACAAGAAGAAGCAGAGGCAGAGAGACUUCUUCUCCUUGCAACUGAGAAAAGAACUGCUCUAUUGGAAGAGCUGAACAAACUGAAGAGUGAGGGACCUCACAAUAAAAGAAACAAAACUGCUUCUACAUCCACCGAACUUGCUCCAUCCAGGGGAUCUGUCUCCAUCUCAGAAAUGCGUCUACCUCUAAAAGCAGACUUUGUGUGUGGUACGGUUCAAAAGCCAGAAGCAGCAAAUUACUACUAUGUAAUAAUACUGAGAUCUGGAGCAGAAAACAUGGUUGCAACUCCACUAGCAAGUACUGCGAGCUCCCUGAAUGGAGAUGCUCUUACUUUCAAUACAACAUUUGCUCUGCAUGAUGUGUCAAAUGACUUUGAAAUAAAUCUAGAAGUUUACAGUUUGGUGCAGAGAAAAGAAGUUACAAGCACUGAUAAAAGGAAAAAGGCAAAUAAAUCCAAGGUUAUUACUCCAAAGAGAUUAUUAACGUCUAUUACCUCCAAAAGCACACUCCUUACUCCAGCCAUGGCCAGCCCAGGUGGCCCUAAUGCUGUACGCACUACUAAUUUUAUCCUCGUUGGAUCCCACAAGCUAUCGCUGUCUUCUGUAGGAAAUGCCAAAUUUGCAUUGAGCAAGAUAAAUUUUGAAGGGGAGGAAAAAGAUCUGUUGGGCUAUAUGUUCCAGAACAAGGUUCCCUUUUUGUCUCCUUUGGAAGGUCAUAUAUAUCUAAAGUUAAAAUGCCAAGUGGACUCUUCUGUGGAGGAGAAAGGCUUCUUGACUAUGUUUGAAGACGUUAGUGGAUUCGGAGCAUGGCAUAGACGCUGGUGUGUGCUGGCUGGAAACUGUAUAUCUUACUGGACGUACCCGGAUUACGAAAAACAAAAGCAUCCUUUGGGCCGGAUAAACUUGGCCAACUGCACUAAUCAUCAGAUUGAACCUGCCAACAGGGAGUUCUGUGCCCGGCCCAACACUUUUGAGCUGAUAACCGUGCGUCCUCAGAGGGAAGAUGACAGAGAGACUCUGGUCAGCCAGUGCAGGGACACGCUCUGCGUCACCAAGAACUGGCUGUCUGCUGAUACUAAGGAAGAGCGCAACCUUUGGAUGCAAAAGCUCAACCAGGUCCUUGUUGACCUUCGCAUGUGGCAGCCUGAUGCCUGCUACAAACCCAUCGGGAAGCUUUAAACUCUGGAAGGGAAAUAGGAAGAAAACAUGGAUGCAAAAAAAAAAACUACGUGACCUACACACACACACACACAAAAAAAAGAACUUAAAUGAAAAUGCGGGACGUCCUCUGGGUCACUUAUGCUUUAAAUUCAAGAGUAUUUAACGUUAUAUAAGACUAUGUUAUGCAGUAUUUUUAUUUCAUUUUAAGAAUUUUAAAAGUUUUUAUUCCUAGCUUUGGAGUAUGGUGUAGGAAGCGAUUAGCUGUUUCUAAAUGUGCUAAAUAUUUAAGUAACUCCUUUUUUGGAAGUCUUUUAGUGCCGUACGUUCUCUUCUUUAAACAACUAAAUUAUUUGAGGUCCUUCAGGGCAAGAAGGGGAGGGAGAGGGUGGUGAAAAACCAAGCUGACCGGAUAGCUCGGCUUUCUGAAAUGAACAAUAGCUCAGAGAUCUCUAACAAGGGUAGUGCUGAAGCACAAAAUUUAAUAUUGGAGGGUUUGUUGGUGUUUUUUUGUAAUGAUCAGGCAUAGAAGUUGCUAGUAUAUUCUACAACAUGCAAUAUAGGUGUUUCUUGCUUGCACGGUGUCCUUUUGGUCAGAAGAAAAGGCACACACGGUAUCUGCAUACUCCUGUGGCCAUUUCUCCUACAAGCUGGCACAGGUAAGUGCACGGCACGUGUCCCAGGUGCUGGACAGGUGUGGAAUUAUGUAUGCAGUGUAUUGCACUUUGAUAGAAACGAAAGCUCUCGGAUAUUUUUUUUUGUCAGGACUGCUAUAUAAAAAAAAAAGGGGGAAAAAAAUUAGGUUUAGGAUCAUAUGCAUCAGUAUUUCCUGAGGCUUCGUGGUUUGUACAAGGGAGACUUCUCCAUUUGAGAACUAAGAAUAGUUUGUUAAGUGCUUUUGUUUUCUUUUUUAAAGACACUACAAAGCUGCUACGUACCAAGUAAUACGCCGCUGGCUGAAGGAAUGGGUCUUCUCCCCCCUCAUAGACAGGUCCAUAAAUGCAGAUGAAAACAGUAUUUCGGACCCAUCAUUAAAAUGGCAAAACUAUUGAAUUAAAACUUGUGAUUUUCACAGCUUUUCACUGGGCUUAGUGAAAUACUAUCUCAUUACUUUGCUAUUGCAUUUGCAAUAGUGGAAGACUUAAAAUUACUCGUGCUGUUAUAUAUUCACGCUCGAAACACUAAAUUCCGUUAGCUUAUACUGUUUUCAUCCUGCUACUUUUGUACUCGUCCUUUUAAAUCUAUUUUUCUUUUUCUGACCUCUUUAAGUAUUUCCAAACGAUGUAUUCAGAUUUAUUUUAUUCAUUUAAAAUAAAGAAUAAGACACUUUA
Molecule: messenger RNA, 4718 nt
Organism: Calidris pugnax (ruff)
Lineage: Eukaryota; Metazoa; Chordata; Aves; Charadriiformes; Scolopacidae
Gene: ANLN
Product: anillin actin binding protein
Exons: 25
Coding region: 88-3408 (1106 amino acids)
Biological process (GO): actomyosin contractile ring assembly; mitotic cytokinesis; septin ring organization
Cellular component (GO): actomyosin contractile ring
Source: RefSeq, a predicted model, not a curated record